Messenger RNA from Dinoponera quadriceps, 1164 nucleotides. RefSeq names its product nuclear receptor subfamily 2 group E member 1 (gene tll). The transcript has 4 exons. Gene Ontology annotation, molecular function: nuclear receptor activity; zinc ion binding; RNA polymerase II cis-regulatory region sequence-specific DNA binding. Gene Ontology annotation, biological process: cell differentiation; anatomical structure development; positive regulation of transcription by RNA polymerase II. The record is from RefSeq and is a predicted model, not a curated record. Lineage: Eukaryota; Metazoa; Arthropoda; Insecta; Hymenoptera; Formicidae. The coding region runs from base 1 to 1164 and encodes 387 amino acids.
AUGCAGAAUCAAGAACCGCAAUUGUCGCAAGUCACCGUACCGCCGCCGAAAAUGCCAGCUUCAUCAAGUCGCAUUCUUUACGACAUCCCCUGCAAGGUUUGCAGAGAUCACUCUUCGGGCAAGCAUUACGGUAUUUUUGCAUGCGACGGAUGCGCCGGUUUCUUCAAAAGAUCGAUCAGGAGAAAUCGGCAGUACGUGUGUAAAGCGAAAUCCGAGGGGGGUUGCAUGGUAGACAAAACCCAUCGUAAUCAAUGUCGUGCUUGCAGAUUAGCGAAAUGUAUUCAGGCCGGUAUGAAUAAGGAUGCUGUGCAACAUGAACGGGGUCCGCGGAACUCGACGAUUCGCAGGCAAAUGGCUUUAUACCUCAAGGAACCCGAAGUAAUAAUGCCGCCAGCGGCUUUGAAUCUGGCUUUACCGAAACCGUCGGCUGAAUCGCGCGUUUCCGUGGCUGCACCGCCGACCCAUCCCCCUUUACCGCAUCCUGUUUAUUGCAACGCUUUAGCGAUGUCGAAAUUUCCGCUAAACAUGGCGAGUUUCUCGACGAUAUCGCUAAUGCCGCCGAUCACCUCGGAGUCGAUCUGCGAGCAAGCGGCGCGGAUACUCUUCUUCAACGUGCACUGGACGCGAGACUUGGUGACGGGCACGAAUCUUACUCUGGAGGACCAGCUGACGCUACUGGAGUCCUCCUGGCGCGAACUCUUCUUGCUGGCCGCCGCACAGUUAAUGCCAACUCUCGACCCGACGCCGUUGCUGCCGCCGACGCCGACUACUCACAGCAUCGAGUUGGCGGUCGAGGUGAAUCGCUUUCGCGAGACUUUGGCCGGCUUUCACGGGAUGAGCCUGGACCAUCAGGAGUUCAGCUACAUCAGGGCGAUAGUGCACUUCAAGGCAGGCCUGGACUGCGAGCCGGUCUCCAGCGGCCACAACAACGGCAGUGACACCAGCUCGCCCGGCGUCGCGAAUCGGCUGAGGAAUCCGUCCGCGGUGGCGCGAUUGAGGGAUAGUGCCCAAUUGGCGUUGGGCCAACGGCUGAGCGGUGCCUCCUACGGCGUCCUCAGGUUCGGCAAGGUACUACUGCUCUUGCCCUCCUUGCGUUCCGUCUCCGCUGACGCCAUCGCCGAGCUCUUCUUUAAGAGCACGAUCGGCGCGAUCCCGAUCGNUUGA